UAGUGGCGAAUGGAAGGAAAAAGAUACUUACUUUCUCUCUGUUAACCUGCGAUGUCGAGUUGAUUUUUAAUUCCUGGUGUACGCUCGAAGCUCCAUUUUUUUUUAAACGGACCAGAGCGCUGAAUAUGGCUAGCAAAGUAUGGCAUACAGAAUUGUGGAAGUCAUGGGAUAAGCAUGGGAAAAUUGAUUUCCUCAAGCUAAUCAAGCACAAAUUUAAGGAAGGCAACACACUAGAAUGGAGACGCGGAUUAUACGAAUUAAUAUCAAAUGGAAUCCAUGGAAACGUAAAAAAGGACAUUGUAGUUCAGACAUUAGGUGAACUUAUGGGUUUUGAUGGUUCCAUACCAUCUGCAAUAGUGGAUAUAUUUACUUUAAUUGAUGUAGAAGCUCAUAAUGAAGAAAGGAGUAACUUUUAUUAUAUUGUGAAAGAGUCUGAGAAGUUUUUGACCGAUAGAAUAUUGAAAGAACGUUUAGAGAUUGAAACUUUACAAGAUGUAGGGACAUUGAAAAACAAAAAUUUUCAAACCAAGUUUAUAAAAGUAAAAACCAAGUUGUAUUAUAAACAAAGAAAAUUUAAUUUAUUUCGUGAAGAGAGUGAGGGCUAUUCUAAGCUUAUUGUAGAAUUAAAUCAAGAGCGUCCAGAGAGUGAGGUGGCGUCUACAUUGGAAAUUGUUAAAUCUCUUAUUGGUUAUUUCAAUCUUGAUCCUAAUAGAGUACUCGAUAUCUUAUUAGAAACCUUUGAAAACCGACCACAAGAUGAUGCUCUAUUUAUUCCCUUAAUACGUUCAUACAUGAGCGAUCAGCAGGUACUUUGUGAAGUGUUAGGAUUCAAAUACUGCUCCACCAUAAACGCCACGCCGUUCUCGCUGCAGAAGGUUACCGCGUUAAUGCUGCAGCAUGGUGUGAUUAAACUGGAUGAUAUAUUACCUUGGCUAGUGCCAGACGAUAAAAUUAUCAUAUCAAAUCAUGAGCAAGUGAUGAAGCAGGCCAAGGAAUACGUGCGAAAAAUGAGCGUGAUCUCAACAAAAGAUAAAGAGGACAUUGCGGAAGAGAAGGAAAAUGCACAAGACAAAUAUGCAAGCAAUCAAAAAUUUGGAUUAUGUGAAGCGCUUUUGGAAGUUGGAGCUUGGGAAGUGGCACAAAGUUUAUUCAAUCGCUUGCCGGAUUAUUGUUUUACAGAUCAACGUCCCAUAGCUCUAGCAUUGUGUAAAAUGAUUCAGGCUCUUGUUGAACCCGUAUACAGAAAACACUGUAUUGUUUCUCCAAAAUUAUCGGGUCUUAAAGUGCCUCCGUUGAAGAGUUCUCUCUCUCCGCCAUCAUUAUGCAAUCUAGAGGACAUUCACGGUUACUUGUUGCCAAUGCUGAUUGUACUUGGACCGAAUCUGCAUCAGGAUCCUAUUCUAAUGUACAAGGUGAUGAGAUUGUGUCACUCCGCUAUUAAGCACUGUUCACUUGACGCCAGCAAGCAACCAUUGAAUAAGAACUGCAGUCUCUAUUAUGAUGUUCUGACGAUACUUGACGUCGCGUUACUACCUUCCCUUUCCUUCAUGGAUUGCAACUGUUGUGUUGCUGAGGAAUUGUGGAAUAUUCUCAAAUACUAUCCAUAUCAGAAUCGCUAUUGUCUGUACGCGCGCUGGAAGAAUGAUACGCCUUUACAACAUGCUGCAUUGCUGCGGAAACGUGCAGAUGCUCAAAAAAAGAUCAAGUCAAUCAUGAAGCGCGUGAGCAAAGAAACGAUCAAGCCAGUUGGCCGGUCAAUAGGAAAACUUACGCAUUCUUCACCAGGUGUACUAUUCGAUUAUGUCCUCAUACAGAUCCAGUUAUAUGACAAUCUCAUAGGACCUGUGGUGGACUCUUUAAAAUAUUUGACAAAUAUUUCGUACGACGUUUUGGGAUAUUGUCUUGUAGAAGCGUUAGCGGGUGCUGACAGAGAUAGAUUUAAACAUGAUGGCACCAGUAUAUCCUUAUGGUUACAAUCUCUGGCUUCUUUUUGUGGAGCAAUAUUUAAGAAGUAUAACAUCGAAUUAACAGGGUUGUUACAAUAUGUAGCGAAUCAACUUAAAGCUCAAAAGAGCCUAGAUUUAUUAAUAUUAAAAGAAAUAGUACAAAAAAUGGCUGGUAUCGAGGCCGCCGAAGAAAUGACGUCUGAUCAACUCGAUGCUAUGGCAGGCGGAGAUCUGUUAAAAAAUGAGGCCGGUUACUUUAGUCAAGUCCGCAACACAAAGAAAUCCUCACAGCGUUUGAAGGAAACACUCGCCGAGCAAGACCUCGCGGUCACUUUGUGCCUGUUAAUGGCGCAACAGAAACAUUGCGUUGUUUACAGAGAGACGGAUAAAUCUCAUUUAAAACUCGUUGGCAAGUUGUACGAUCAAUGCCAGGAUACGCUCGUGCAAUUUGGGACUUUCUUGGGUUCGACUAUGACAGUAGACGAGUAUGUGGAGCGACUACCGUCGAUCCAUUCUAUGCUUCAGGACAAUCACAUACAUGCAGAUGUCGCAUUUUUUUUAGCACGGCCAAUGUUUGCGCAUGCCAUAAAUAUAAAAUAUGACGCUCUCCGUAAAGCUGAUCCGAAUUAUAAAAAAAUGUCCACGGCUAUGAAGCAAUUAAAGUACGCGGAAGCUGCGCAAACCGUUAUGGCACCUGUCGCUCAGUCUGUCAGACCGUUGCACCCUUUAAAAGUUUGGGAGGACAUAUCGCCGCAAUUCUUAGUUACGUUUUGGUCUUUGUCGAUGUAUGAUUUAUACGUGCCGAUGGAGAGCUAUCAAAGAGAAGUCGGCAAGUUGAAGCAACUUGCAGUUCAAACCGUUGAUUCCAAAGAUAUGAAUAUAAGUAAAGGAAAGAAGGAACAAGAAAGAUAUACCACUCUUAUUGAGAAGAUGCAGGAUGAAAAAAAGAAACAAGAAGAACAUGUCGAAAAAGUUUUUGCGUACCUGAGACAAGAAAAGGAUACAUGGUUUUUGUCACGAAGCGCUAAAUCGGCGAAAAACGAAACGAUAACACAGUUUCUACAGUUGUGCCUAUUCCCGCGGUGUACAUUUACAACUGUAGAUGCCAUGUACUGUGCGAAAUUUGUACAUACCAUCCACUCCCUGAAGACUGCAAAUUUUUCAACUCUGCUUUGUUACGAUCGUCUUUUCUGUGAUAUUACAUAUUCAGUUACUUCAUGCACAGAGAACGAAGCAAAUCGAUAUGGCAGAUUUUUAUGCGCCAUGCUGGAAACUGUGAUGAGAUGGCAUUCCGAAAAAGCCAUAUUUGAUAAGGAAUGCAGUAAUUACCCUGGUUUCGUGACCAAGUUUCGUGUAAGCAAUCAAUUUUCCGAAGCGAAUGAUAUGGUCGGAUUUGAAAAUUAUAGACACGUGUGUCACAAGUGGCAUUAUAAGAUUACAAAGGCUAUUGUAGUGUGUCUAGAUUCGAAGGAUUAUGUGCAAAUAAGGAACUCUUUGAUAAUAUUGAUCAAGAUAUUGCCUCAUUUUCCUGUUUUGGCGAAACUCUCUCAGAUCCUCGAACGUAAAGUGGAGAAAGUAAGAGAGGAGGAACGUGGUCAACGUCAAGAUUUACACGUCUUAGCUACAUCAUAUAGUGGGCAGUUGAAAGCUAAAACUCCCAAUAUGAUACGUGAAUCAGACUUCCACCAUGUAGGUGAUAAGGCUGCUAAGACACAAGACACAACGAAUAAUGAAACAAGUGAAAAAGUUAGCAAUGGAGUAACGGUGAAAGAAAAUAAUAAUGGAGACACUCGGCCAGAAAAGGAAAACAAGGAGCAACGAGACAAACGGAGUUCCUCCAGUCAAACGCAUCAUGAAAACUCUGAAAAGUUCAGAAAGAAAGAAGACAGUAAGGACGUUUCAGAAGUAAAAGAAAAAUAUGUAAAAAAAGAAGAAAUAAAAGAUGAUGAGGGAUUAGAUAAAAAGGAUCGCAAAUAUUAUAAGGAAGAGCACUAUUAUAGCAGUAGUGUAGACAAUUUAGACCGAGAUCUUUCAAGUGUGUCAAAUAGCAGUGCUAGUUCGGGUCCCAUACAAGAAGGUCCUGAAAGAGUUUCAGAUGUAAAAAGAAGAAAAGUAGAGAAUACCCAGAAGGAAGGAAGACGUGCGGAUGCUGUUCUUGAUAAGAAAGAACGUUCCAGUAAAGGAAAAGCACGUGACGAACAGAAAGAGUUGCGUAGAGAAAAGAAACAGGGUCGGAAAAGGGUAAAUGUUCUGAUGUUUCUAUUAUUUAAUUAUCGCGUACGAUCAUUACAUAUACAUACAUACACAACCCAUACAAUACUGAAAAUAUAA
Trachymyrmex cornetzi is the source of this 4277-nucleotide messenger RNA. RefSeq names its product THO complex subunit 2-like protein (gene tho2). Gene Ontology annotation, molecular function: mRNA binding. Lineage: Eukaryota; Metazoa; Arthropoda; Insecta; Hymenoptera; Formicidae. The transcript has 25 exons. Gene Ontology annotation, biological process: mRNA export from nucleus; mRNA processing. Bases 126 to 4277 code for a protein of 1383 amino acids. Gene Ontology annotation, cellular component: THO complex part of transcription export complex. The record is from RefSeq and is a predicted model, not a curated record.